AUGGUGAUGCGGGAGGCUGAGAUGGAUUUCCAAGGCGAGUUGGAAUCGCAGUUACAGAACGAAGAAGAACUGAACAAGAAUCAUUCUUUCUCGUCGCUUGGAAGACAGUCAUCAAUAUACUCACUCACCCUCGACGAGUUCCAACACAGUCUAUGUGAGAGUGGCAAGAACUUCGGUUCCAUGAACAUGGACGAGUUCCUCAGCAGCAUUUGGAACGCACAAGAGAACCAAACCAUAAACUCUUCAAACACCAACAACUUGUCUUUAACCCAAACUUCCACAGAGAAAGGGAUAAGGAAACAACCAAGCCUCCCUCGCCAAGGUUCACUAUCCAUUCCUGCACCUCUCUGUAGUAAAACAGUGGAAGAAGUUUGGUCUGAGAUACACAAAGAACAACAACAGCAUCAGAGUAACAAUAACACCAACACCAACAACAACAACGUUGUUCAGAAUACUGAGUUUGCAACCACACCUCGCCAACCCACUUUUGGGGAAAUGACUUUGGAGGAUUUCUUGGUUAAAGCAGGUGUAGUUCGGGAACAAUGUGCUAUGCAAACUGCACCAGCUUCUCAGCAGCAUUACGGGGUGUAUAGCACAAGUAACAACUCUACAAUGGCUUCUUCUUUUGUUGGUGGACACGUUAUUGGAGAAGGGAAUGUGGUUGCACCGCCUUACCAAGCGGUGGCUCAGGGAGGUGGUGCAGUUGGGGAUAUUUCCGGUAAGAGGGAUGGUUCUUCGGGGUAUGCUCAGCCGUCAGGGGUUUGCUUUGGAGGGAGGGUGGUGAAUGGAGGGGGAGGGGGAGGAGGUGUGUAUGGGGUGGCACAGACUAUAGGAAUGGCUUCACCUGAUCAUGGGAUUGGUAAUGAGAACUCUGGUGGCCAAUUUGGGGUUGAGAUGGAUGGUUUAAGAGGAAGAAAGAGGAUGGUGGAUGGUCCUGUGGAAAAGGUGGUGGAGAGAAGGCAGAGGAGGAUGAUCAAGAACAGAGAAUCAGCAGCCAGAUCUAGAGCCAGAAAACAGGCAUACACAGUGGAAUUAGAAGCAGAACUCAACCAAUUAAGAGAAGAGAACGCCCAACUUAAACAGGCGCUGGUCGAGCUCGAGAGGAGAAGAAAGCAACAGUGUUUUGAGGAGGUGAAUGUGAGAGUUCAAACCAAAGCUCAUAAGGCAAAAGAGAAACUGAGAGUAUUGAGAAGGAACCUGAGUUGUCCUUUGUGA
Molecule: messenger RNA, 1215 nt
Organism: Gastrolobium bilobum
Lineage: Eukaryota; Viridiplantae; Streptophyta; Magnoliopsida; Fabales; Fabaceae
Product: protein ABSCISIC ACID-INSENSITIVE 5-like
Exons: 4
Coding region: 1-1215 (404 amino acids)
Biological process (GO): positive regulation of DNA-templated transcription
Cellular component (GO): nucleus
Molecular function (GO): DNA-binding transcription factor activity
Source: RefSeq, a predicted model, not a curated record